This is a messenger RNA of Drosophila serrata, 1090 nucleotides long. RefSeq names its product cilia- and flagella-associated protein 161. Gene Ontology annotation, biological process: cilium assembly. Gene Ontology annotation, cellular component: motile cilium. The record is from RefSeq and is a predicted model, not a curated record. NCBI's taxonomy places the organism in Eukaryota, Metazoa, Arthropoda, Insecta, Diptera, Drosophilidae.
UUACUAUGCUGUCACUAAAAAAACACAUAUGUUCCAAAAGUUGUAUAAUAUAUUAAAAACAUAUAAUAUAAUAUAACUCUAUAUGUAUUAAUUAAAUUACUAAGAAAUGUACGGUCCUGGCGUAAAAGUUGGCUACUGGCAUGAAGCUGCCCUGGCAGAGGAGAAUCGGGUUAAGGAUAUGAAAGAGGGUGGAAACACCUUACUGGACACCACCCGGGCUGCCUAUGAACUCUUCUACAAGGACACCAUGCUGGGACCGCCACGGGAGGUGGUCGCCUUCGGGGUUACGGUUCAGGUGCGCCCCGUUAAGAUCAGCAUUUGUCGCCAGCAGGUGGUGGAUCAGAAUCUGGCCCUAUCGGUGAUCAUUACCCAGGAGGGAAUGAUCCGUAAGUUUACCACCAUCAAUGAGAUGUGCGACAUGACGGUGGCACCCGCACCACGACCCAUGGUGCGCAGUAGCUUUCGUAUUGUCAGCCCAGAUGAUGUGGAUCGCUCUGGCCAGUGUCUGGGCUAUGGUGAGAAGUUCCGCCUCCAGGCCCUGGAACCGGUUGAUGAGCCCAUGUACCUGUACACCGGACCCAAGCUACUGAAUCUAUCGCUGCCUGUGAACACGGCUCGGUGUACAACCAAUCAUGGCGAGCUAACUCUUCCACUGGGCGUGGUCUCUAGUAAGAAUUGUGGACCAAAUGCUCGAGUGCCCAUUUCUCACACUCAUUUUUAUUGCGCCCACCAGAAUCCCGAUUUGCGUUACGAAAGCGAGGGCAAAACCAUUCCUGUAAAUGAGCCCGUGAUUAUUGUUCACUCAGUGACAAACCAAAAUCUGGCAGUGGAACAUGUUCAGGCGGACACUCCCUUUGGUCCGGAGCUUCAAGUGUCUGUGCAGACAUACAAGAAUGUCUACAAGAGGGAGACCUGGAAGAAUCUGUGGAAGUUUAGUUUUUAAUGUUAACGAUUUCCUUCUAUAUUUCAUACAUUUUAUGUUGAAUGUAGUGGCUGGUACCUGUUGCGGCAACCAAAAUGAUGCUAUCCAAUGAGCUGUUGCGAGUUCGUCUGUUUGUAAAGCAUGUCAAAAUAAAAGAUCCGUUCCCAA